Fusarium poae is the source of this 957-nucleotide messenger RNA. RefSeq lists its product as uncharacterized. The record is from RefSeq and is a predicted model, not a curated record. Lineage: Eukaryota; Fungi; Ascomycota; Sordariomycetes; Hypocreales; Nectriaceae. Bases 1 to 957 code for a protein of 318 amino acids. The transcript has a single exon.
AUGGAUCACUACCGAGCCGUUCCACUAAGCGAUGAUUAUCACCUCUUGUACACAGAUCCCCACACAGGGACCCUUUGUUUAGGUGCCGAUGCACAAGCUGGAUCCCCUGAUCGCUUAAUUUGCGAGGCCCGGUUUCGUCCCCCGUUUGAUUCCUCGCUACCUGUGCUGUAUACAGCCGAGUUCAACACACGACAUGACCUCCUCUGUGUUAUGGCAACGUUUUCGGUUGAUGGUGGAGACGAUUGCCUAGGUUCCCUGGAGGAGGGUUCUGGUAUCAUACCUUUAAGCCUUGAUCCAACAAAGAGUUUGGAUAUGGACAUGCAGAUGAUCGUCCUUUACACAAUACCCCUCAGUAUGUUUGCCGUCAUAUCAGAUGGCAGAUGUCGUCAAGGGUGCGUGACAGCAAACCGGGAUGAGAGGGAGGACAACCUGGUGACGAGUAAAGCGGGCGAGCGGAUCAAGGGAAGCAGCAGCAACAUUCAUUCUGCAGAUGAUGCCUCAACAGAAAAGACGGUGCAUCAUCCGUUCGAAAUUCGAGGACAACCUGUUGCCCUGUGUCACAACCUAGUGGAGCUUGCCUUGGAUUUAGGACAUGGCACGUUCCUUUGGGCAUUCAACGCACAAGGGUGGGCGCGGGCGUGGAUUUUACAUGGCGGGCGUGAAGAAACCUCUGGCCGUGUGAUUGUUCAACCAGAUGGAAGUUUACGACAUGUCGAUUCUAACGGCGACUUCACCAUGACUGACGACGAUCAGGUUGUUUUAACGCCAAAAAUGACGAUUGAGCCUGUCACGAAUCUGGAUGCAAUCCUGUCGAUGAAGACAGACACGAAUGUUCCAGUACCACAAGCCGGAAGAUACUAUAACCCUGCUACGAGAAUAUUAAAAUGUGACAACAGUGGAGGCAUUGUCAGUGUAGCUCUGAAUGGAAUCACAAGGGUCGACGUGGGACUUAAUUAA